GAGUACGCGACGAUCAAUGUGCCUGGAUCGACUUAGCUUGUUGUCGACUAGUCAGCUGGGCUAAUGGCAGACAGCCAGUCGCAUUCUCUCUGGUUUCUCCACAAUCUCGCCAAACGCCUCUGCGUCAUGGUCACGACUUGACCGCGUGCUCCAUUACCUUCCUCCGCCCUCCCCGAACUAUGUGCAUUCGCGUCCACGUCCGGACUUGACCUCGGAACGACGUUAACAAGAAAGAACCAGCAAACGAUAUCUAUUAAAAAAAAUAUGCGGCCAGCUGCACGAAGCUGUACGCCCUUCGCCCCGUCGAUAAGAAGCCGGCAAUGCUUGCGUGGUCUUGGAACACAAUCGCUUGCCGCAAGGUCCAGGCCAAUUGCCCUGAAAGCUUGCUUGCAAGGGCUACCAGAGCGACCAAUACCUUCUUUGCCUAGGAAAGAGCAUCUGGCACUUGGAAUCUCUCAUCCUUCGCUGUUUCGAGGCCCUGGAGCUCUCGCUGGGCAAGGCCAGGCGCGGUUUUUCAGAAAGGCCAACUACAUCGAAAAAAUUGGUGACAACGAAAGGACAGAGGAGAUACAGGAAAUACUUGAAGUGAAGGAUGAUGAGCAAAAUGAUCAGCCUCAACGAGAUAUACUGGAUGGAGAAGGCAAGAAGCAAUCUCCAAAAGAAUCGCAGAUGGAGCAACAGUCGGAAUACAUGAAUCGGGGAAAAAUGUUAACAACGCCCUCGCGGCUGUUCAAAUUGAUUAUUCCCCUGACGACGAUGACCAAGGAUCAUGACAAAGGGAUUGAACCGAUUGCCAUCUUAGUCCAUCCACAGCAGCCCCUGUCGUAUCUGGAACGAUUAAUCCAGUCGGAGGUACCACCUAUCGAUGGCGAGAAUAUUAAGCGCCCACCCGCUAUAUCCUUCAUUGCGCUGCAACACGAAGACAACGCAAUAAAGCCAAAGAAGAGAGCUGAAGACAAUCACGACGUGGAUUCGGACUCUCAUAACGCUGAUUCCAAACCAAAGGAAGACGGAGUUGAUCAGAAACCGGGGAGUAGGGCACCUAUUGAGCAACGGCGACGGUCUCGAGAGGAGGAUGCCGAGACGUACAGCUACCCCCGCAAGACAGACUCUAGUCUUGAUCCUCUGAACGGAGAACCAGAACGGUUCGUACGGUGGUCUCAAGCCACUGAAGUUGGCGAUUUCAUUCGCGAUGCAGCUCGCGCUCGGGAGUUUAUCGUCACCAUCGAAGGUGCGCCAGCAGGACUGGGCCAUAUCAGAGUCACGGUGCCAUCAUUCAACGAGCGCACAUAUUUCUUGCGCAUGAGGCUGCGGAAGAUAUCACGACAGAUCCAGGGAAUAGCAGAGAUCAAACAUGAAUGUGAUAACCUGGCGCAGCGCGGAGCAAGGCGUGUCGCUAUUGGCGGCUUUGGAAUUCUCGCCACUUGGUGGUUCACUGUCUACAAGCUAACCUUUGAAACGGACUUGGGUUGGGAUACCAUGGAGCCGGUGACCUACCUGGUCAGUUUGUCUACGCUGAUGGGCGGUUAUCUCUGGUUCCUAUACCAUAAUCGGGAGAUCUCCUACAAGUCCGCGCUCGACUUCACUGUGAGUGCGCGCCAGAAAAAGCUCUAUCAACAGCACAACAUCGAUUUGCAACUUUGGGAGAGCUUGAUCGAAGAGGGCAAAUCUCUUCGUCGGGAAAUCAAAAGUAUCGCUGCUGAAUACGACGCCGAAUGGAACGAGCUCGCUGAUGAACAAGAUAAGCGAGUCACUCAAGCGCUAAGAUCCGAGGGAAAGAAGGACGAACAGAAGAAGGAUAAGGGCGACAAAGAUGAAGAGGACGAUGAUUGAAAUAAAUUCAUUGUGAAUAUUUAUUCUCAUGGGUACCAUUCUGAUUAGAGUCUCUUCUUGAUACCAACUCUCACAGCGUGCAUUGCAUUACUUGUAUUAACCCACUACACUUUCCACGCUUCCCAUCGAGACCAUGACACCCGCGAGGUAAAUGCAUCAUAUCUCGAGGGUUCAAAAUGCAAUUAAUCAAACAAACCAGACCAAUGCACACAUGAUGGCCCAAAAAAUACAAGAACUCAAAGCAAUCCACACCUAGAGCGUCCCAUUUCGCACUGGAUCGUAAUAGCCUUUCUUUGGUGACGCAGUCUCUUCCACCUGCCUAGUCCUCUUGUCUAUACCUCCAGAAACCGCCCCAAAGGAUUAGCUUAUUGACGCCGACAACAAACACAUUCUCCUUGCGUAGAACUCUUACCAGACUCAGGUCCAAGCCCG
Molecule: messenger RNA, 2265 nt
Organism: Penicillium brasilianum
Lineage: Eukaryota; Fungi; Ascomycota; Eurotiomycetes; Eurotiales; Aspergillaceae
Source: the annotation of a GenBank genome assembly